This is a messenger RNA of Morchella importuna, 504 nucleotides long. RefSeq lists its product as uncharacterized. Gene Ontology annotation, biological process: translation. Gene Ontology annotation, molecular function: large ribosomal subunit rRNA binding; structural constituent of ribosome. Gene Ontology annotation, cellular component: cytosolic large ribosomal subunit; ribosome. The coding region runs from base 1 to 504 and encodes 167 amino acids. The transcript has 5 exons. The record is from RefSeq and is a predicted model, not a curated record. NCBI's taxonomy places the organism in Eukaryota, Fungi, Ascomycota, Pezizomycetes, Pezizales, Morchellaceae.
AUGCCUCCAAAGUUCGAUCCCUCAGAAGUUAAGGUCAUUCAGCUGAGAGCUACUGGUGGUGAAGUCGGUGCUUCGUCCGCCCUUGCUCCUAAGAUCGGUCCUCUCGGUUUGUCGCCCAAGAAGGUCGGUGAAGAUAUCGCCAAGGCCACUGGUGACUGGAAAGGUCUUCGUGUCACUGUCAAGUUGACCAUCCAGAACCGUCAAGCCGCCGUCUCCGUUGUUCCCUCUGCUUCUUCCCUUGUCAUCCGUGCCCUUAAGGAGCCCCCAAGGGACCGCAAGAAGGAGAAGAACAUCAAGCACACCAAGAGCAUCCCUCUCGAUGAGAUCAUCAACAUUGCCCGCAUCAUGAGGGGCGAGAACAAGUCUCUCGCCAGGGAGCUCACCGGUACCGUCAAGGAGAUUCUCGGAACCGCCUUCUCCGUUGGAUGCCAGGUUGAUGGAAGGUCCCCCAAGGAUAUCUCUGACGACAUUGCGUCUGGCGAGAUUGAGAUCCCUUCGGAAUAA